Molecule: messenger RNA, 4371 nt
Organism: Colossoma macropomum (tambaqui)
Lineage: Eukaryota; Metazoa; Chordata; Actinopteri; Characiformes; Serrasalmidae
Gene: wdr11
Product: WD repeat domain 11
Cellular component (GO): cytoplasm
Molecular function (GO): protein binding
Source: RefSeq, a predicted model, not a curated record
ACGCGGCGGUGACGCACGUGACUUCCUGUUUACAAAGCUAGCCGACCGUCAUUCAUUUUUGACCAAAUUUUUCAACUUUUCAUGCAGCUGCUCACAGCUGGACAGAGCGGACAUGAUUCCCUACACUGUCAACAUUAAACUGGCCGCUCGGACACUGACCGGCACCGUCAACCUACAGAACAAAACCGCGGUGGACUGGGGUUGGCAAGGCCUGAUCGCCCAAGGAUGUCACUCCAGCAUCCUUAUUAUCGAUCCUAAGACUGCUCAGACUAUUCAGGUCCUGGAGAGGCACAAAGCCAAUGUUGUCAAGGUGAAAUGGUCCAGAGAGAACUACCACCACAGUCUCAGCUCUCCUUACUCCCUGAGGCUGGCCUCGGCUGACGCCUCAGGCAAAAUCAUCGUGUGGGAUGUGGUGAGCGGCAUGGCGCACUGCGAGAUACAGGAGCACAGCAAACCUAUCCAGGACAUGGACUGGUUGUGGAAUCAAGAUGCAUCACGUGAUCUGCUUUUGGCCGUGCACCCCCCUAACUACAUAGUGCUGUGGAACGGAGACACAGGGACCAAGCUGUGGAAGAAGAGCUACGCUGAGAACAUCCUUUCCUUCUCUUAUGACCCUUUUGAGCCCUCCAAUCUGGCUUUGCUGACCAGUGAGGGAAUCGUCUUCAUCACAGACUUCUCCCCCUCCAAAGCCCCGGGCAGUGGUGGCAAGAAGGUUUACAUCGCCAGCCCCCACUCUAGCCCUGCCCACAGCAAACCUGCUGCUGUCCAGCCCACCGGUGCCAAGAAGGCCCUCAACAAGGUCAAAGUUCUCAUCACCAAUGAGAAACCCACGGCAGAAGCAGUGACUCUGAACGACUGCCUCCAGCUGUCCUACUUGCCCUCAAAGAGGAACCACAUGCUGCUGCUUUACCCCAGAGAGAUCCUCAUCCUGGACCUGGAGCUCAGCCAGACUGUGGGUGUUGUGGCCAUUGAGCGGUCCGGCGUUCCCUUCAUACAGGUGAUCCCGUGUGCCCAGAGGGAUGUUCUCUACUGCCUGCACGAGAACGGCUGCAUCACACUCCGUGUGUGCCGGUCCACCACACCCUUGGCGGAGGAAACAGCGGCAGACCCGGAGCAGAGCGUGCAGGAGUUGGUGUAUGACCUGCGCUCACAGUGCGACGCCAUCCGUGUCACCAAGACGGUGCGGCCCUACCGCGCCGUGGUCUGCCCCGUCAACGAGAACAGGGCCGCCCUGGUGGUCAGCGAUGGCCGUGUCAUGCUGUGGGAGCUGAAAGCUCACAUUAGCAAAGCAUCAGCCAACCUCAGUUCUGGCUUGUCCCCUCUCUACUCUCCAAUCAAUUUCUGUGGCACUCCUUUGAUCCGGAGCCAGAAACGGAUCCCAGACCUCUCCCUCAACACAAUGAUUGGUCACACUCUGAUCUCAGGUGUAGAUCCCCCCUGGCCUGCGGCUGGCCAGCAGGAAGUGCAGCUGAAGUUUCUCCUGACCGGGCUGCUGUCCGGCUUGCCCUUGCCACCCUUCUCCCUGCGUAUGUGCCCCCCACUGACCACCAAGAACAUCAACCACUACCAGCCCCUGCUGGCUGUAGGCACAAGCAACGGGUCGGUGCUGGUGUACAACCUGACCAGCGGUCUGCUGCACAAAGAGCUGAGCGUCCAUUCCUGUGAAGUCAGAGGGAUUGAGUGGGUUAGUCUGACCAGUUUCCUGUCCUUCGCCACCUCGGCUCCUAACAACAUGGGCCUAGUAAGGAAUGAGCUUCAGCACGUGGACUUACGCACAGGAAGGUGCUUUGCAUUUCGAGGCGAGCGAGGGAAUGAUGAACCAGCCAUUGAGAUGAUUAAAGUGUCUCAUCUAAAGCAGUAUCUGGUGGUGGUGUUCAGAGACAAACCUCUGGAGCUGUGGGAUGUCCGCACAGGGACCCUGCUGCGUGAGAUGGCCAAGAACUUCCCCACCGUUACUGCACUGGAAUGGUCUCCCUCUCACAACCUGAAGAGUCUGAAGAAGAAGCAAAUGGCAGCUCGAGAGGCCAUGGCCAGACAGACCACGCUGUCGGAUGCCGAGCAGAGCAGCGUGGAGUCCUCCGUCAUCAGUCUGCUGCAGGACGCAGAGAGCAAAGCGGAGAUGAGCCAGGGCAUCUCUGCCCGCGAGCACUUUGUGUUUACUGACACAGACGGCCAGGUCUACCACAUCACCGUGGAGGGCAACACCGUGAAGGAUGGAGCGCGCAUCCCUCCUGAUGGUAGUAUGGGCAGCAUUGCCUGCAUUGCCUGGAAGGGAGACACUCUGGUUCUGGGAGACGUGGAUGGAAACCUGAAUUUCUGGGAUCUGAAGGCCCGGCUGUCCAGGGGAAUCCCUACACAUCGCGGAUGGGUGAAGAAGAUCCGCUUUGCUCCUGGGAAAGGCAACCAAAAGCUCCUGGUGAUGUACACUGACGGAGCUGAGGUGUGGGAUACCAAAGAGGUGCAGAUGGUCAGCAGUAUCCGAGUGGGCCGGAACGUGAGUUACCGUAUCCUGGACAUUGACUGGUGCACCUCGGACAAGGUGGUGCUGGCCUCAGACGAUGGCUGUGUGCGAGUGCUGGAGAUGGCCAUGAAGUCUGCCAGCUAUAGGAUGGAUGAGCAGGACCUAACAGAUCCAGUGUGGUGUCCAUACCUGCUGCUGCCCCGUGCUGCUCUCACUCUGAAAGCCUUCCUGCUGCUGCAGCCCUGGUCUGGAACCUACACCAUGGACAUCGGUCAAGUGGACUACAGCGAGAAGGACGAAAUCAAAGGCUUGGUCCAGGAGCAGCUGAACUCUCUGUCUAAUGACAUCAAAAGUGUUCUCCAAGACCCAGAGCUCAAUCUGCUUCAGCGCUGCCUCCUUGUGUCGCAUCUUUUCGGUGACGAGUCGGACCUGCAGUUCUGGACGGUGGCGGCGCAUUAUCUGCAGUCUUUCUCCCAGGCGAGGCAGCUGAGCGUGCCCACUCCUGACAGCCAGCCUCAGGCGGAGGGUUCCCAGAGCGCCCCCCAGAGCCACCUCGACAUCUGCCACGACAUACUGUGUGAAAGCUCCUUCUUUCAGAGGUUCCAGCUUGAGAGGGUUCAUCUGCAGGAGGUGAAGAGGUCCAGCUAUGAGCACACUAAAAAAUGCGCUGACCAGCUGCUUCUUCUGGGACAGACGGAUCGAGCGGUGCAGCUGCUGUUGGAAACGAGCGCAGAUAACCCCAGCUACUACUGCGACUCGCUCAAGGCCUGUCUGGUGACCACCAUCCCCUCCUCCGGGCCAUCCCAGAGCACCAUCAAGCUGGUGGCCACCAACAUGAUCGCCAGCGGCAAGCUGGCAGAGGGGGUGCAGUUGCUGUGCCUGAUUGACAAAGCGGCGGAUGCAUGUCGGUAUCUGCAGACGUAUGGGGAAUGGAACCGCGCUGCCUGGCUGGCAAAGGUGCGUCUGAACCCUGCAGAGGCUUCAGACGUGCUGAAGCGCUGGGCCGAGCACCUCUGCUCUCCUCAGGUCAACCAGAAGUCUAAAGCCAUCCUGGUUCUGCUGUCGCUGGGCUGCUUCCACAAAGUGGGCGAGAUGCUCCACAGCAUGAGGCAUUUUGACCGAGCAGCACUCUUUAUCGAAGCCUGUCUGAAGUACGGCGUGAUGGAGGCCAAUGACACCACUAAUAAGCUGAUAGGUGCAGCCUUCGCCGACUACGCCCGCAUACUGCGCUCCAUCGGGCUGCGAGAAGGAGCGGCGCUGUGGGCCUCGCGAGCCGGAGGAGCCGGGGAGGAGCUUCUGGAGGAGCUGUUCCAGGGAGAUGGAGGAGGAUCAGACCACACCCCUGUAGAGGAGGAGGCAGAGGCAAACCUGGGGGCCACAGAAUGAGUCUCGCCGCUGAAGGACGAGGGGUAGAGCGAGGGCUGUGGGCUAAAGGAGGAGGGUAGAGGAGAUGGAGGAAUUCAGAGAGCAGUUUGAGGCUGGGUGAAGAUUGGAAAAGUAUGUUGAUGGCACUAAAUUUUAAUAAAUGGUGAAGCGUUAACUCCACUGCUGUGGUGUGAGUGGGGUAAAAAAGAGAGAGAGAGAGAAAAUGAAGUGGGGAAAGGUGUCGUUUAGUGUGUGGAUAUAGUUUAUAUGUGGAGUCGGACUUUUGUGUAGGGUGGAAAAAUAUCACGCCACCUUAUGCACUUCUAUAAAAGCAUGCACACGUUUAGCCUCCCGUCCGUUGCCUUGUGUGGUAGUUUCGUGUCUGGCUGUGUGUUGCUGUGGGAUUUUCUCAUGUUAUUCUGCCCUUAAAGGAAGGUUUUGUCAGUAUCUCUAAAUUUGGGAUGUUAUUACAUGAAAUGAUAAUUGUUUUAUGAUAGUUUUGAGAACACAUUCAAAUUAAAACACAUUCAGAUACAUACAAAGUA